AUGGAUGUGGAGCUUCGAAACAGUGACCUGAUGCCGAGUUUAGCAGUACCAGCUGAUGGAGCCUACAAUGUUCUUCGCACCAGCCUGACAGAGACCCAGAAACGUUGCCAGGAUCUCAACACUGAGAUGCUCCGCAUUGCAGAGGCCAAUGAGGAGCUCCACACGUCCUUACGGUCCAUGAAGGGCACGAACCGGCGCUUGGUUGAAGAAGUACAGAAGCAGACCGAGGAGCUAAGCCAUUUGACGCAGCAACGCUUGCAAGAGAUGGAAAAGCUUUCAAGGCAAGAAGAAGCUUUCAGCCGAGAGAAGGCGACCUGGACGCACGAAGCACAGAAGGCCUUGGAAGAGGAGCAGAAACGCCUUGAUGAGGAUUUCUGUGUCAUGAAGGAAGCUUUCACUGUGCGGCUUGACUCUUGUUGGCGCAUGGCUGCUUCAGCGGCUUCACGUGUGGAGAUGCUGCGAGUGGGUCAGAGAUCUUUGAAGGCAGAGGCACAUUCCAUGUCGUACAGUUUCUGCGAAAGUCUCAAACAGAUGGAGCGUGAACUGCUGGGAAGGAUUUCCGAAGAGGACAAAAAGAUGCGAGGUGAAUUGAAUCGUCUGCAAGACUUGGAACAUCAUCUCCAGGUAAAGGUGAAAGCAGAGCGUGAAGUCCGUGGCAACGAGGCUGAGACGUGGAGGAGCCGACACCAGGCCCUGGCUGCAGACCUUGAUGCAUUAUUGGCGCGGCGUGAUGCCGAGGUAGCCGAGCUCCAAGCGAAGGUGGAUAUGGCUAUCAGCGCACGCGAGAGAGAGGAGACGACAGCACGCCAGGAACGACAAUCUUUGCAAGAGAAGGCUGAAGCUCUUGCAAAGGACUUGACUGUUGGGGAGGCUACGCUCCAAACUGCCCAUCGAAAGUCAGUGCAGAUGGAGGCAAGACUGGCAGCGGUGCAAGGAGAGCGAGAUCGCCUGCAGGCCUCAGUCGAGUCACUACGCCAGCAAGUGAAAUUCUCGGACGAGGCCCUUGCAGAAGCCGUGAAGAGUAAUGAGGCCCUCCGCGAGCAGAUGGAGAUUCAACGAAUGGAUGCUCAGACGGCAAGUGAGCGAGAGAUGAAGGCAUGGCGAGAAAAGUUCCAGGCACACCUCGUGGAUCAGGAGCAGCAGCAUCAAGCUGAGCAGGCUGAUUUGACACGACGCGUCCGGGAUCUUGAGGAGCUUCUGGGAAACAAGGCAGGUCAGAUACAGGCGCUACGAGAAAACUUGGCAGAGAAGAACAAGGCGCGGGAGUCUUUGCUCCGUGAUCUCACUAUGUGGAAGGCCCAGCAUGAACUCGCCAGCCGCAUGAAGGCAGAUGUGGAAAGAGACUUUGACCAUUUCAAGGAGGAGUUUUUGGGAAGAAGGCUACCAGAGAAAAGGGAUGAGUUUGAGGCUUUGCGGAAGAAGCAGGCAGACUUGGAAGCAAAGAAAGCCUCACUCGUAGACGAGGUUCAAAAAUUGGAACGUGAAAUCCAGGCACAAGAUGCCCAAGAUGCGUCACGCCAGAGUGGUGUGGCAGAGCUCCGCCGGGAGGUGCUGGCAGAAGCAGAGCGAACCAAGCGGAAUCUGACUGAGGUGGAGUCAGCCUUGGCUGCUGCCAAAGCAGAGGCUGCUACAGCGCAACAGCAGCUUGUUGAGCGCAAAGAGCGGUUAGAACAGGAGCUCCAACGGGUCACUGCAGACUGCGACGCAGAACGGAGGGAGUUCGAGCGGAAGAUACAGGCUGAGCGCCAGAGCUGCGAGACACUGCGCCGAGCUGCGGAGCGACGCAGGGCAGAGCAGCAAUCGACCUACCAGGCUGCACUCGAUGGCCCUGCGCAAGAGAUCGCGAGUUUGGAGGGCUCAAUCAGCGAGAUCCAACAGAAUGCAGAGUUGGAGAUUUCGAGCCUUCACCAAAAAUCUGAGCAGUUGCGUUCGCGGACCGAGGAACUGGAAACUGAACUCAUAUGCUUGCAGGAGAAACUUGCAAGAAGCGACAGAGAGGUCCAAGAAAGUACAAGUCAGCUGAAUCUGGUGAAGGCGCGCAAUCGCAGCAGCCUGGAAACAUUGCAACAGGAGAAGAUGAGGAAGACUGAGCGGCUGAAACAGGUGCAGACAUCGAUUGCCCAGAAGGCAGAGCAACUGCAGGGCUUUCGGGCGCCAACAGCUCCACCACGGUGGACAUCUCCAGCAAGGUUGUCUCCAGUGGCUAGCGCUCGUGUGGAGGCCCCUUUGCCGUGGUCCGCCAUUGAGGACGCAUCGAAUCCUUUACGGGGCGCAGAAGGCUGGUCGAGGACCAGUCAUUCAGACUUGCGCAGGUAUCUGAGUGAACACGAUUCCCGCGACAGACAUUUACAGGAUAUCAGGGGACGCAUGCAGCGCUCUUUCGGGGAGGACAGAUCACUGCGUCAGCCGCUCGUUUGA
This is a messenger RNA of Cladocopium goreaui, 2418 nucleotides long. The record is from the annotation of a GenBank genome assembly. NCBI's taxonomy places the organism in Eukaryota, Dinophyceae, Suessiales, Symbiodiniaceae.